AUGUUCCUCACACAUGUUGUAGAUACAGAGACCGGCACCGAAGAUGAGUCCAGGGAUAAUGGAACAUUCGCAUCUUCUGCUGAGGAUGUGAGCUCCAUCCAUGCCAUGUCUCUGGAUCACUUGGAAAAAUCAGACCGACAUGGCAAGACUAACAUCAGCGACGUUGGGCAAAACCAAAACCCCUUCAAAGGACGGAAGCGCCGUUCCGAUCCUGGGUCCAUGCAGCCAUUGCUCGCUGUUGUGGUGCCAGCCAUCUCCCAUCAUCCUCCAGGAGACCCGGCAAGCCUUCCUGAGAGUACCAUGCUGCCUGUGGGCGACAAGGGGAGUGAGUCGGACACAAGCAGCGAAAGCAACCCCUCCGAUCAUGAUUAUGUCAUGAGCAGCGGCAAUGACAGAGAUUCAGUAAAGGAACUGUUGUUGAAGCGAUGCUAG
This is a messenger RNA of Histoplasma capsulatum G186AR, 432 nucleotides long. RefSeq lists its product as uncharacterized. The coding region runs from base 1 to 432 and encodes 143 amino acids. Lineage: Eukaryota; Fungi; Ascomycota; Eurotiomycetes; Onygenales; Ajellomycetaceae. The transcript has a single exon. The record is from RefSeq and is a predicted model, not a curated record.